AAAAAAUUUGGCACGUGACAAUCAGAGUGGAAACCGAGUGCGCAGUGAGCACUGCGCCGCAGAGCCUUCCCUUCGCCUUUCAAUCUCAAGCACUGGCGGCAAACCCAAAGGCUUGUUCAAAAGGAGUGUGAGACAGUGAUGACCACGGAGGAGGAAGCGACGUCGUUAGUGCGUAACUUAGGGAUUCUGGACACUCUCAGUGACGAUUCGAUCCAAGAGAUCGUCGGGAGCUACAAUGGCUUCUGUGCGGCCACCGAGGCCCUCCUCAACGGCGCCGGAGACCUCUCCGUGGACCCCAAAUUCGUCGCUCACGUCCAUGGCCUCUGCAACCACGGCCUCCGCUCUCUUGUCCGAGACCACUUUCUUCGAGCACUAGAGGAAACCUUUGAGAAAAACGGAGCGUCAAAAUUUUGGCGGCAUUUUGAUGCUUACAGCAAUGUCGCACUCCUAUGUAAAGCACGCGAGGGUGAAGUGGAGCGGGUAUUGUGCAAAGCUCUGGAAGACAUAUGUUUGGAAAAGCUAUACCAGGAGAACUGCUUGUUGGCGUUAGUUCACGCUUUGCCCUCCUACAGGGAUCAGACAUCGGGGAGAGCCCAUCUCUUCUCUACGUACCAAUUACUCGUGUCUUCGGUGCUUAUGGCGACCCUUCCUCGGCAUUUUUCAGAGAUACUCCACUGGUAUUUUAAGGGAAGAUUGGAGGAGUUAAGUACAAUCAUGGCUGGAGAACUUAAUGGUGACAAUGAAUCUCAAGAAAAAGAUGACAUGGAUUUAGAUGAAAAAAGCAAACUUGCCUAUCGAACUGGUGAAAUGGAUAUUGAUGAAUGCUAUCACCAAGUCAGGUUCUCAGAGAACAAUAAAUUGGUGAAGAACAUUGGGAAGGUUGUUCGUGAUCUUAGAAAUCUUGGAUUUACGUCUAUGACUGAAGAUGCCUAUGCUUCUGUGAUCUUUCUGCUUCUAAAGGCUAAAGUACAUAAUCUCGCUGGUGAUGAUUACAGGAGUUCUGUUCUGGAAUCCAUUAAACGAUGGAUACAGGCUGUACCCCUCCAGUUUUUGCGUGCGCUUCUUGCUUAUCUUGGUGACUCUGUUAGUUAUGAUAGUCAUUCGUUUGGUCAAAAAUCACCUUUGGCUUCACAUCCUUCUUCAUGCUAUCCUGGAAUUGAUACUCCCUCUGAAGGACUUGUUAGAUGGCAGCUGCGGCUAGAGUAUUUUGCUUAUGAGACAUUGCAAGAUUUGAGAAUAGCCAAAUUAUUUGAGAUAAUUGUGGAUUAUCCUGACAGCUCUCCGGCUAUUGAAGAUUUAAAACAAUGUCUUGAAUAUACUGGACAACAUUCUAAGCUGGUUGAAUCAUUUAUCUCGGCUCUACGAUAUCGUUUGCUUACUGCUGGUGCCUCAACUAAUGAUAUAUUGCAUCAAUAUGUUUCAACUAUCAAAGCACUGCGAACAAUAGACCCAGCAGGUGUUUUUCUUGAAGCAGUUGGUGAACCAAUAAGAGACUACUUGAGGGGAAGGAAAGAUACAAUAAAAUGUAUUGUUACAAUGCUUACCGGUGGGACUGGUGGAAAUCCAAAUGUAUCUGGAAAUACUGGGGAUUGCCUUCUUGAAGAAUUAAAUAGAGAUGAAGAAAGUCAAGAGAAUACUAGUGUUGAUGAUGAUUUCAUCACCGAUGAGAAGCAAGCAUGGAUCGAUGCUUUACGCUGGGAGCCUGAUCCUGCAGAAGCUGACCCAUCAAAAGGUAGUAGGAACCGGAGGAAGGUUGAUGUACUUGGGAUGAUUGUUGGUAUAAUCGGUUCAAAGGACCAACUGGUCAAUGAAUAUCGUGUUAUGCUGGCUGAAAAGCUUCUAAACAAAUCUGAUUAUGACAUUGACUCAGAUAUACGUACUUUAGAACUUCUCAAGAUACAUUUUGGAGAGAGCAGCAUGCAGAAAUGUGAAAUAAUGCUCAAUGACCUGAUAGAUUCAAAGAGGACAAACACCAAUAUAAAAGCAACCAUUACUCAGCCAUCUCAGACGGGGGCUGAGCUGGGGGAAAAUGCAGUGUCCAUGGAUAUUCUUGAUGCUACAAUAAUAUCUUCAAAUUUCUGGCCUACAAUCCAGGAUGAGGCCCUUAAUGUACCCGAUCCUGUUGAGAAGCUGCUCUCUGAUUAUGCAAAGAGGUUUAAUGAAAUCAAAACCCCUCGUAAGCUUCUGUGGAAGAAAAAUCUGGGCACAGUAAAGUUGGAAUUGCAAUUUGAAGACAGGGAGGUGCAGUUCACAGUGGCUCCUGUACAUGCAGCAAUUAUUAUGCAAUUUCAAGAGCAAACAAGUUGGACCUCUAAAAGUCUUGCAGCUGCUAUUGGGAUACCUGUAGACGUACUCAAUCGGAGGAUAAAUUUUUGGAUAAGCAAGGGAAUCCUUGCGGAAUCACCUGGGGCAGAUUCUAGUGACCAUGUAUUUACCCUGAUGGAAGGCAUGAUUGAAACUAGUAAGAAUAGUGGAAACAGUGGGAGUUCUGAGGACCUUGUAGCAGGUGAUGAGGAGGGAGAGAGGUCUGUCGUCUCUGCUGAGGAUCAACUACGCAAGGAAAUGACUGUCUAUGAGAAACUUAUCAUAGGGAUGCUCACAAAUUUUGGAAGCAUGGCAUUAGAUCGAAUGCAUAAUACUCUCAAGAUGUUUUGUGUAGCUGAUCCCCCUUAUGAUAAAUCACUCCAACAGCUUCAGAGCUUCUUAUCUGGUCUAGUUUCUGAAGAUAAGUUGGAAUUAAGAGAUGGAAUGUACUUUCUGAAGAAAUAAUGAGUUGAUAGAAUUGAAACACAUCCUCCUGAAGCAUUAAGCAAUGGCACUGAGUUGAUGCCCAGAUACUUUUCCCGCAUUUUGUGAACGUCUACAGGAAAUAUUGCCAAAAUUGCAGGGAGUUUUUUCAAUCUGUAUAUAGCCUUGUGAAAUGGUGGAUCUUUGUGGCAGGAGUGUCGCGAUCGUCCCUUGUCUAGUUGGGAUAUUCAUUGAACAUCAUCCUGUUUGGUGAUUCGAGUUGGAGUAUCUUGGGGAUGUUUUCCAGUGGAUUUAUGGAGAGCGACAUUGGCCAUUCUUGAGAAAAUCACCCUUCAGCUCUCCAUGGAAAACAGCAUUCUGGUUUAUCCAUGCUCAUGGAUGUGGAGUUCUGGACAGCGUUUAAAAUUGCAGGAAGUCAGAAGAUCCUAAAGAGUGGAUACUCUUAGAGAAGGCAUGGGACUGAAUGGGAAGAAAUGGGGGAGGGUUCGCUUUCCUCUAUUGCUGACAUCUUUCGACCCAGAGCCAUUUCACUUCCUACUAGAGCCUCUUAUAUUCUGGUAUAAGAAUGAUUAGAUAAUGUGUGCAAGAUACAUUGUGUUAGAAUUUUUUUCCCUUUACCCUAUGUUGAUAAAUACCAGCGCUUAAAACUAUAAGCAUAUCCUAAGCUACAACAUGCCUGUUGGACCGACCCGAAAAUGCUUUGAAAAAAAAUAAAAAAUUGACAUAGAGUAAUGCUACUCUUCACACUAGAUUUUUAUACUAGCUUCACACUAACUGAUGUAACGUGUUUUAAAUGAAAAUGUAUUUUUAUUUUUUUUAACUGAUUGAUAUGGGAUGUCACUUAAAAUAUAAC
Molecule: messenger RNA, 3601 nt
Organism: Corylus avellana
Lineage: Eukaryota; Viridiplantae; Streptophyta; Magnoliopsida; Fagales; Betulaceae
Source: RefSeq, a predicted model, not a curated record